AUGGCGGAUGUUGAGGAUCUUCUUCGUACUGCAUCGGCUCCUGCUCCUCCAGCGAUGGUUGAUUCCGCUGGUGAUCCGUUGUCCCCUACCCUCGAUGGUAAUUCUGGGGAUGACUCUGACAAGGAAGACUCCGCUGAUGAUCCUGCUGAGGGUAAUCAAGGGUUUGUGGGGUCUUCAUUACUAACUGAAGACGCCUUAAGGCGUAUGUGGAAGAAAUGCGGCUUUUCUCAAGAGAUCGAAGCUCAGGUUCUGCUGGAAAAGGAGAGACCAUGGUCAGCGCCUCCGGGUUGGGUGUGUUUGUAUAGUUUAUAUUUUCUUCAAUCGCGGUUGUGGUUUCCUCUUCCUCGUUUGCUGACUUCGUACGCUGUGAAGCGUGAUGUGGCUAUCUCUCAAAUGUCUCCGGCUGAUAUUCGUAAUAUGGUGAUUGCCUUGGUUCUUGGUGCGGAAGUUGAUGUCGAUGUUGACGUCGAGUUCUUCAAGAUGAUUUCCCAGAUGAACUUUAUUACGGAUGAGACGUUUUCUGUUAGUAUCAAGGCCCGCUGUCGCCUUAUGGAUGGUCGGGGACCGUCUAAAGUCGAUGGCUGGCAGCGGAAGUAUUUCUUUAUACAUAUUAGUCCUGCUUCCGUGCUUAAUUCUUCUGCGGUCUUUAGGACCGAGUGGAAUCCUCAGCCUGUGGCACACGGGAAGCAUUGGCCUCUUCCAUCAUGGGGGAACAAUCGUUUACAACGGGUUCUUGGCUCUGGGAGGAUUUCUUGGGGUGAUUUCAGCGUCGAGCGGUUUCCCGGGGAGCUGGUCCUGGUCCUUCCACAGCUGCUGGGCCUUCGAAGAGGAAGAGAGACGCUUCGCCCGGUAGGAGGAUGGGAAAGGUUAAGAGGGAUAUUCCUGUGUACUCCGGCCGCUGUCAUCAAGGGGCCGGCUUCCGGUCUUUCUCUGGUGAACCCAAAAGGGGGCACGUCUUCUUUUCCUUCGAUUCCAACCCCGAUUGUCACCAUCUCUGCCGCUCCUUUUGUUGAUCCUUCUACCUCCGUUGUUCAUCCAUCGCCUGACAAAGCGAUGGGUGAUCGCGAGCUAGUACCGGUGGUCGAUUCUUCUCAUCUCGGUGUUCCGGCGUCGUCUUUACUUGCAGCUUCCUCUUGUCCUGAUGUCUUAGCUUCAGAAGAGGGUUCGUCAAAGUUUGAAGCCGAGAAUCGGGACCUGAGAGUCGAGGUUGAAUGCCUUAAAGGUGAUGCCGCUGAGCGGGAUCGCCAUGAGAAGGGGUUGUUAUCCCAGAAGUCAGCUUUGGAGGUGGAGGUCGCGCGUCUGAACGAAUCCCGUACAGAGCUGAUAGAAUCGGAGAGACGUCGCGUUGAAUCGGUUAUGUCUGCUCGCUUCGGCGAUUUUGUGAAGAAGGUGAGGAAGUACUUGUCUGAUCGGGAUGUUGUUCUUCCUCAGGUUUUGGACGAGACUCAACUAUUGGAUGUCAUCAGUUGCCUUAAGUUGUUUAUCGAAGAGGGAAUUCCUAUUCCCGCAGAGAAGCUGGCUGAGAAUGAGCAAGCCUUGUUGGUACAGUCGGCUGCCUUGGAUCAGAUGGACGUGCUUGACUUGGAGCUGACUGACCUUCCGUCCUUUUCUUUGGAUGAAGACUUGACGGUCGACUGA
This is a messenger RNA of Brassica rapa (field mustard), 1638 nucleotides long. RefSeq lists its product as uncharacterized. The record is from RefSeq and is a predicted model, not a curated record. NCBI's taxonomy places the organism in Eukaryota, Viridiplantae, Streptophyta, Magnoliopsida, Brassicales, Brassicaceae.